Aspergillus homomorphus CBS 101889 is the source of this 2759-nucleotide messenger RNA. RefSeq names its product ATP-binding cassette permease mdr2 (gene mdr2). The transcript has 3 exons. Gene Ontology annotation, biological process: transmembrane transport. Lineage: Eukaryota; Fungi; Ascomycota; Eurotiomycetes; Eurotiales; Aspergillaceae. The coding region runs from base 177 to 2546 and encodes 789 amino acids. Gene Ontology annotation, cellular component: membrane. Gene Ontology annotation, molecular function: ATP binding; ABC-type oligopeptide transporter activity; ATP hydrolysis activity. The record is from RefSeq and is a predicted model, not a curated record.
CCUCACACACACACAUACACACACACACAUCCAGCCCUCAGAACAGCAAGUCAAGCUCGUCUAGGCCAUGUACCCCAUGAUCCUCGCGAGCAACUAGUGGGAUAUGGCAUCCUGGUUUCCUCAAUCGCCAUACAUUUCAGCAGCCAUCUGAUUCCGCUUUCUACGUAUUCUCCGAUAUGCUCGGAGCCAGGUUGCUGGCCUCCUGGGCUCCAGGAGUUGCUGCGAGGCAAACAGCUCGAACUAAUGGAAGUAUCCUGGUCGAGGUGUGCGCGCAGCGCAAUGCCUCCCCGCCCGGGACAACUUUUGUUGAACCCAAAAGACAGUUUUCAGGACUAUCGAGCUCAUUACGCAAUUACUACGGACCCUCUCUACCUUCCGGAUCUCUACUCUCCCGUGGUUCACAGAACCCAGUUGAUCGGUCGCAAUUACCCAGAUUUAUGCGUUUUUUCUCCUCCUCGACGAGAUCACUAGAGGCCAAACCUACAGGUCAAUCGACCCCAUCGCAAACCAAUAAGGACACGACACAAGAUAAGGAUGAUGAGGAUCUGGAUAAGGGAUUUGAACUAUCGGAACGCGCAGCCCAGGCCGCUCAGGUUAAUCUCCGAGCAAAGUUGGCCAAAGAUGGCGCUUCAGGAAAGAACGCAGGCUUUAAGGAGAUCUGGCGAUUGCUAUCAAUUGCGCGCCCCGAAGCCAAGAAGCUUGGAUUCGCUUUCUUCUUCCUGCUCAUUUCGUCCGGUAUCACGAUGUCUAUUCCUUUCUCUAUCGGCAAGAUCAUGGACGCUGCCACCAAGUCCACCCAAUCCGCGGAGAAUACGGAGGAGGGCGCCCCGGAUCAGCUUUUCGGCUUAAGUGUACCUAUGUUCUAUGGUGCAUUGGCCGGAAUCAUGACCCUUGGUGCUGCCGCUAACUAUGGUCGCAUUGUGAUUCUUCGUAUUGUCGGUGAGCGCAUCGUUGCUCGACUCCGUUCGAAUUUGUUCCGAAAGACCUUCAUUCAGGACGCGGAAUUCUUCGAUGCGAACCGCGUUGGUGAUCUGAUCUCCCGUCUCGGCUCUGACACGAUUAUUGUUGGUAAAAGUAUCACUCAGAAUCUUUCCGACGGUUUACGAGCGACUGUCAGCGGUGUGGCUGGAUUCGGCCUCAUGGCUUAUGUCAGUCUCAAGCUGUCGAGUAUUCUGGCACUUUUGCUACCUCCAAUCGGCCUGGGAGCUUUCUUCUACGGAAGGGCGAUCAGAAACCUGAGCCGCAAGAUUCAGAGGAACCUCGGAACUUUGACUAAGAUUGCUGAAGAACGGUUGGGCAACGUGAAGACUAGCCAGUCCUUUGCUGGUGAGAUCCUGGAAGUCAACCGCUAUAACACUCAAGUUCGCAAGAUCUUUGAGCUCGGCAAGAAAGAAUCUCUGAUUAGCGCGACCUUUUUCAGUUCUACCGGAUUCAUGGGUAACAUGACGAUUCUCGCACUUCUCUAUGUUGGUGGAGGAAUGGUCAAAUCAGGCGCCAUUAGUAUUGGAGAGCUCACAUCUUUCCUGAUGUAUACCGCCUACGCUGGUUCCAGCAUGUUUGGUCUCUCCAGCUUCUAUUCCGAAUUGAUGAAAGGCGUCGGUGCGGCCAGUCGUCUGUUUGAGUUGCAGGACCGGGAGCCAACCAUAUCACCUACUAAGGGCAUCAAGGUUGAAUCUGCCCGCGGCCCUAUUCGCUUCGAGAAUGUAUCCUUCAGCUACCCCACCCGUCCUGCUGUCCCUAUCUUCCAAGAUCUCAACUUUGAGAUCCCUCAGGGCACGAAUGUCGCCAUUGUUGGGCCAUCAGGCGGAGGCAAGUCCACCAUUGCCUCUAUUCUGUUGAGGUUCUACAAUCCCACCGGCGGACGCGUUCUAGUCGGCGGCAAGGACAUCGGUCAGAUGAACGCGAAAUCUCUCCGUAGGAAGAUCGGUGUCGUCGCGCAGGAGCCUGUCCUGUUCUCAGGAACGAUUGCAGAAAACAUCUCCUAUGGAAGUCCCCAUGCAACUCGCUCAGAAAUCAUCGCGGCUGCCAGGAAAGCAAAUUGCCAGUUCAUCAGUGAUUUCCCGGAUGGCCUUGAUACUCAGGUCGGACCUCGCGGAGCGCAACUCUCCGGUGGACAGAAGCAACGCAUUGCCAUUGCUCGUGCUCUCAUUAAGGAACCCGAUAUUUUGAUCUUGGACGAGGCGACCUCUGCGCUUGAUGCGGAGUCCGAGACCCUUGUUAACAGUGCUCUUGCUGCCCUGCUCCGCGGCAACAACACGACUAUCAGUAUCGCCCAUCGACUAUCUACCAUCAAACGAUCCGACACAAUCAUCGUUCUUGCUCCGGAUGGCAAGGUUGCUGAGCAAGGCAGCUAUGAGGAGCUUAGUGCCAGGCCUGAUGGUGCUUUCACCAAGCUGAUGGAAUGGCAAUUGAGUGGUGGUGACGCAACUCCUCCUCGGGCGCCCGUCACUCCCGAGACCGAAGAGAAAUUGUGGCAGUUGGAAAACGACAAUGCGGAAGAUGAAGUCGAAGAGCUUCGAGAGGAGUCUUCUCAACAAAAGCAAUAGAAGGAGUUCGUGGACACCUUGAAGCAUUCUUCCGUUCUAUAUUAUAUGUUGAACGUUGAACGUUUUACAGCCGUGUAGACCACCAACAGGCUUAUUUUUCUUUGAAGGUGGCUCAUAUAUACUUGUUCUUAGAAGGGUGGGCGCUUGAUGAUGUAUCUAAUAUGGUUGGACUGUGAUUCUUCUUUUGGUAUGUUUGUGGAUGACUGGAUAGAG